This is a messenger RNA of Eimeria maxima, 912 nucleotides long. RefSeq lists its product as hypothetical. Lineage: Eukaryota; Apicomplexa; Conoidasida; Eucoccidiorida; Eimeriidae. The transcript is spliced from 6 exons. The coding region runs from base 1 to 912 and encodes 303 amino acids. The record is from RefSeq and is a predicted model, not a curated record.
AUGGGGGAUAGAUAUUUUCGGGUGAAGCAAGAGGCUGAAGUACGCAGUGGACGGAGCAGCCCUCAAGAGGUCGACAAAUCCUUGGCGACCGAUGAUUCUGAUGGCGACGACAGAAAUGAACUGAGCUGGGCUCCUGCUGUCUGCGGUGGCUUUUUUGGUGGACUCGUCGGUAUGACGCUUGCGUGUGACGCCUGCGACUCCCGCCAUCUACGUUUGCGCUUGACGGCAGCACGUGCGGCAGGAACAGUCACUAAACAUAAGCCCGAAGAGAGCUCGGAGCACUGGCUCAUCCUGGGUUUUCCUGAUGGCGCAGUUGCAUGCGUAGAACACGGCAUUGUCCGCCAAACAUGCCGGGUGUCGAGGGGCCCAAUCAAGAGCCUGGUGGGGACAAGGAUUCUAGGCGUCCCUUCUGCCGUGCCACGAAUGGACCAGCGUUGUUUCCCUGGUGCAGCAGGCAGAGCCGGGGAGGUGGCGUGGGCUGCAAUCUGCUCCAGUGGAGAGGUGGCCUUUUUGUUGUUACCAGCAGACAUCGCAACGGAGGACUUCGCCAUGACUGUUGUGAAGAGGUUCUUCCUGGCCUCCUGGCUAGCUGGGAACACACCUACUGUAAUGCAAAUCACGAAGCCUAUGUCAAUGCCGGCACAAGGAUGCACAUCAUCUACCCGUCUUCGCCUUCCAGAAGGUAACGGCUGUUGGGUGGAGGAGGGACCUCAGAUUUGGCGAACACUCCAGCCCCACGAUGACAAACAAACUGGCCAUUCAGAAGCUCCUUUUGGAGUGUUCGCGCUGGGGUUCGGAACGACAGUUUUUGACACCCCGCUGAGCGGCAUUGCCUUUUUCGCACCCCGUGUUGACGGUGAUGGGGCCUCAUGCCACCCACAAGUAAACCUUGCAGAGGGAAAAAACCUGUAA